This is a messenger RNA of Rhododendron vialii, 1240 nucleotides long. RefSeq names its product probable pectinesterase/pectinesterase inhibitor 36. Bases 1 to 1197 code for a protein of 398 amino acids. Gene Ontology annotation, biological process: cell wall modification. The transcript is spliced from 2 exons. NCBI's taxonomy places the organism in Eukaryota, Viridiplantae, Streptophyta, Magnoliopsida, Ericales, Ericaceae. The record is from RefSeq and is a predicted model, not a curated record. Gene Ontology annotation, molecular function: pectinesterase activity; pectinesterase inhibitor activity.
AUGGAUCAUUCUGGAAAAAACAAAUCUAGCUCAUCAUAUAGACAAACCAGUUUGCAGAAAAACCAUAUUACAAAGACCACCAGCCCAAUACAAGACACAGAAAAUGAUGCAUUUUUUUCUUUUGUCCUCAUCGAUUCCUUUUUCUUUCUAUUCUUUUUGUUACAAAUUUAUUUAGGACGGCAAAGGAGACCCAGCCGGAACCCUGGGGGGCUGUUAGCAGCAUGGAAUGCAGCAACAUCCAAGGCCAACCUGGUAGUAGCUCAAGAUGGGUCCGGCAGUCACAAGACCAUAAACGAGGCGGUGGCUGCAGUCGGUAGAAUGGGCCGAAGGCGGCUGGAGAGAGUGGUAAUCCACGUCAAAGCCGGGGUUUACCACGAGAGAGUGGAGAUUGGAAGGGACUUGAAGCACCUCAUGUUUGUGGGCGACGGCAUGGACAAGACCAUCGUCACCGGCAGCAGAAAUGUUGUGGACGGUGCUACCACUCUGAGCUCGGCCACAUUUGGAGUAUCAGGAGACGGAUUUUGGGCAAGGGACAUGACAUUCGAGAACACAGCCGGUCCCCAUAAGCAUCAAGCAGUGGCACUGAGAGUGAGCUCGGACCUCGCAAUCUUCUACCGAUGCAGCAUCAAAGGCUACCAAGACACGCUCUACGUGCAUUCUCAGAGGCAGUUCUAUCGCGACUGCCAAAUUUAUGGCACGGUCGACUUCAUAUUUGGCGACGCCCCAGUAGUCCUCCAAAACUGCGACAUCUACGUGAGGAAGCCCUUGGACAACCAAUCCAACAUGAUAACCGCCCAGGGGAGGGAAAAUCCCAACGAACACACGGGCAUUUCGAUAUUGAACUCGCGCGUCAGGCCAGCGCCUGAGUUUAGCAUGGUCAAGGGGCGGUUCAAAAGUUACUUGGGCCGCCCGUGGAGAAAGUACUCUAGGACCGUCUUUUUGAAGACGGACCUUGAUGGGUUGGUUGAUCCAAGAGGGUGGACUGAAUGGGGUACUGGAGGACUUGCCCCUUCUACUCUGUAUUAUGGGGAGUAUCUGAAUUCGGGUACCGGGGCUUUAACCCGUGGAAGGGUGAGAUGGGUCGGGUUUCAUGUGAUCCGCGACCCGAAGGAAGCUAGCCCAUUUACCGUUCGGAACUUCAUACAGGGGGAGUCUUGGAUUCCGGCCACUGGUGUGCCCUUUUGGCUUGACAUUUGAUUUUCCCCUUGCAACGAUUUUGAUUGUGGGGGUUGAAAUUGUA